GUUCGAUAGCACUGUAAACUGCACAGUCUUUCACCUGAUGUCAUGCUCUUUUUAUCCUUUGCACCACCAAUUCCAGGCUGCUUGCAAUUUUUAGCUACUAUUAUUCAAGAAUUGUUUAAAUUUUGCCAUACUCCGUAAAAUAUUGAAGGGGAGAGUCAUGGACUAUGUUCAAAAUAUUUAGAAACGAGGGCAUUGACUCAUAUUUGUUGCUAUGGUAACAUCGGCAUAGACGAGCGCUUAUUCGUGAAACCGAACAGGACUGUGGCCUUUUUAUUUCUUGAGGGUUCUUCUGUGGUUCUUCUUUAUCAUUGAAGUGCUAGAGAAGUACGGCCAUAAAAAGCUAGAUGCCAUUUCCUGAGCUUCGAACUUGUGGCAUUUGAAGGGACGGUACUGGUUCUGAAGGUCCUUACUUUUCAUCUCUUUGUAAGGCCAUCAUGAGUGGAACAUUGAAAAAGAAGGUACUGCUGAUGGGCAAGAGCGGCUCAGGGAAGACUAGCAUGCGCUCCAUCAUCUUCGCGAACUACAUUGCCCGCGACACCAGGCGGCUCGGUGCCACUAUCGACGUCGAGCACUGCCACGUGCGGUUCCUGGGCAACCUGAUGUUGAACCUGUGGGACUGUGGAGGCCAGGAGGCCUUCAUGGAGAACUACUUCGCCAGCCAGCGGGACAGCAUCUUCCGUAACGUCGAGGUGCUCAUCUACGUGUUCGAUAUCGAGUCCCGUGAGCUGGACAAGGACCUGCACUACUACCAGUCGUGUCUGGAGGCGCUGCUGGAGAACUCGCGAGACGCCAAGGUGUUCUGUCUCAUCCACAAGAUGGACCUGCUGCGCGAGGACUCGCGGGAGGAGGUGUUCCGGGAGAGGGAGAAGGAGCUGCGCGUGCGCAGUAAGCCGCUCGACAUCACAUGCUUCAAGACGUCCAUCUGGGACGAGACACUCUACAAGGCGUGGUCCAGCAUUGUCUACCGACUGAUUCCCAACGUUCGGAUGCUGGAGUCGUGUCUGAAGCAGUUUGCCGACAUUAUUGACGCGGACGAGGUGCUGCUGUUUGAGAGGGCCACCUUUCUGGUGAUCAGCUGCUGCGAGCGGAAGGACCACAAGGACCCGCACCGACUCGAGAAGGUCUCGAACAUCAUCAAACAGUUCAAACUCAGCUGCAGCAAACUGGCGGCUCAGUGCCAGAGCAUGGAGGUGCGCAACUCCAACUUCUCGGCGUUCAUCGAGACGUUCACGGCCAACACCUACUGCAUGGUGAUUCUCUCGGACACCAGCAUACCUUCGGCGUCAACCAAGAUGAACCUGCGGAACGCUCGGAAGCAGUUCGAGCGGCUGGAGCUGAUGGACCGCCGGUGAGUGCACCUGUGACGUCAUCCGCCGCCCGUGAGUGGACCUGUGACGUCAUCAAACUGGCGGCAGAGCUGACAGAGACUCGUACCUGGAGUGGGCGGUCAGUAUGCAGUGACCACCGGUUUGGGAAGGGCUUUUGAAGGCAGAGUGUCCCACUGUGUAACCAGAAUGAAGAGAGAGGGCUGGCCGGGGAGGGGGAGGGGGGUCUCAGAGGCAGGACGGCAGAGCGCACAGUGCCAGUGUUUCUUGCCUGGGAUAUGAGUAAUGACCUGACCCAGUGAUCGGCAAGUUACGGGUGGUGUGACCCGCAGUAUGCCGCGGCCUGGUUUCCUACCAGCUGAUGCUUGUUACAGAUAUAGAACGGGACUGGGACGGCCUGACUAGUAACAGAGCGACGUAUUAGGUACACCUGGAGCGGUGGCGUGUAGCCGUUCACAGGAGAACGUAGUCGAAUGGGGCUGUUUAUUGAAGCGCAGGAUGGCGUCCUGGGUAUUAUUUUGUAUCAUGUGCAGUGACUCUCUGUUUUAUAAUGUCGUCAUGUUAACUGGCGGCUUAAGUUUAGGGUUUUACAGGCAGUCAUAGCUCCUUGUACUUGAGUAGUUUCCGUUUUCUACGUGUGCGAUUGCUUGAGCAGGUGGUUUGAAUAUGGUUGGAAUAAGUACUCAGUGAGUUCCUGCUGAUGGUUUCACAUGACAAAUGCUAGCGUAUGGCUUGAGCAUACUCCAGGGCUGGCUGUACACGGUUCGCCUCACUGGAGGAGGCUGGGUUUUGUACUUCGUGAGCGAGUAUAUCAUGUGCGGACAAAUAUGAGAGUAUAUAAUGGAUAAAUAUAUGUAUCAUUGCAGCGUGU
Amphibalanus amphitrite is the source of this 2196-nucleotide messenger RNA. It is a transcript of the gene RagA-B, whose product is annotated as ras-related GTP-binding protein A-like. The transcript has 9 exons. Gene Ontology annotation, biological process: cellular response to amino acid stimulus; cellular response to starvation; positive regulation of TOR signaling. The coding region runs from base 435 to 1352 and encodes 305 amino acids. Gene Ontology annotation, cellular component: lysosome; nucleus; Gtr1-Gtr2 GTPase complex. NCBI's taxonomy places the organism in Eukaryota, Metazoa, Arthropoda, Thecostraca, Balanomorpha, Balanidae. Gene Ontology annotation, molecular function: GTPase activity; GTP binding. The record is from RefSeq and is a predicted model, not a curated record.